GCGCGUGUUGAACACAUUGUGCUCGAGGGGCAUAGAAUUGUCGCGACGAGCGCGACCUUCUUGGCCACGAGUCCGUCCUCGGACUUUACGCUUGUGAAACUCAACGUCAAGGACGGUGUCGAUUUGGCCAAGUACGGCUACCUCCAAGUGCGCCUCGACGGCCCCAAGCUCAACGAGACGAUCCACAUUCUUGGGCACGCGGCCGCAUGGCCCAAGCGCUUUGCCGUCACGACGCUCGGUGGCCCCGGCACUGUGACGAGCACGAGCUUCCAGUCGCUCUGUCAAGCCGACGAGUUUGCAUACCGCCUUGAUACGCAGGGCGGCAACUCGGGCUCGCCAGUGGUUUCGACCGACGAGAAUGUCGUCGUUGGUAUUCACAACUGCGGUGGCUGCCCCGACGGCGACAACGCCGGCAUCAAGAUCAACAACGUGUUUGACAUUCUCAAGGCGCAGAACAUC
Messenger RNA from Saprolegnia parasitica CBS 223.65, 459 nucleotides. RefSeq lists its product as hypothetical. NCBI's taxonomy places the organism in Eukaryota, Oomycota, Saprolegniomycetes, Saprolegniales, Saprolegniaceae. The record is from RefSeq and is a predicted model, not a curated record. Gene Ontology annotation, biological process: proteolysis. Gene Ontology annotation, molecular function: serine-type peptidase activity. The annotation marks the transcript as partial. The transcript has a single exon.